This is a messenger RNA of Vitrella brassicaformis, 3133 nucleotides long. The record is from the annotation of a GenBank genome assembly. NCBI's taxonomy places the organism in Eukaryota, Vitrellaceae.
UGUCCGCAGUGUAUUGGAGGACAGCAUCGCUUUGCAUAGCCCCUGCUGUGUCGUUUGAUUCAUCAGCACAAGUGACAAGACCACAAGGAUGGACCGCGAGCAGAGCACCCAUUCGCCAUCGCGGAUGAAUGCUCCUCGAGACUACCAGCUGUGGCUCUUUGACAGAGUCAAGAGGGACAACAGCAUCGUCUUCAUGCCAACAAACACAGGUAUGCAAGGCCGCACUCAACGCCCUCUGCGGUAAUUCGUGUGUAUAUGUGUGUGUGUGUGUGUGGAUGGAUGGAUGUGUGUGUCUGCAGGGAAGACCCGCAUAGCCACGCUGCUGAUCGACCACGUUCUGAAUCAGCCUGAGUGCGCGUCCAAUAUCAUCGUUUUUUUGGCGCCAACGUACGUCAAGAAGCACUCUACUCCUGAGCCCACUCAUACGCACUCCAUUCAUUCGACUGUCAGGAAACCGCUGGGCGCCCAGCAGGAGGCCGUGAUUGAGCUCGAGACCCGGGCAGGGCCCGUCCUCAUUCACGGCGAUGUCCGCCUUGUGGGACCUGACUCAGGUAGCUACGAAGACACGCACAAACAAGACGGCGAGAAAGUGCGGCGUACACAGACAGUGGUAGUGUGUGCGCACAUUCAGACAACUGGGACGAUCCUUUGACGUGGGAUCGACUCUUUUACGACUUGGAGGGCAACGCGGCGACGCCAUUCACGUCUGUCGGAGUAGAUCAGGACACCCUCAAGUCGUUCAGGACGUCGUGGAUGGACGACGCGCAGCAGACCGCCGCUGCUGAAGACGCGUCGGAUGUCUACAGCAGCGUGUGCGGGCCGCCCCGCGUAUUCGUGAUGACGCCCGCCAAGAUGGUGGAGCUGCUGCAUCCCGGCAUGAUUCGCCUGGAUAGGGUGGCGCUGAUGGUGCUGGAUGAGUGCCACCACGUCAAGGGAGGCGACAUGUACUCGUCCAUCAUGAGAAACUUCUACGAUAGGGUGCCGGUGAGCAAACAGGGGGAAACCAAGGCAGAUCCCAACCGGGACGUAAAUAUGAUGGCGCAUGUGUGUGUGUGUGUGCGUGUGUGUGUGCAGGUGAAAGAUCGGCCACACAUCCUCGGUCUGACUGCGUACCCAUCGAAAGGGAAGGCCAAUGCAUAUGAGGCGAUGGCCCAGGAUGAGAUCCAUGCUAUCGAAAGAGUGCUGUGCGCGCGACUGAUCGUCCCACCAGCAGCCCUCUUGGAACCCUUCUGCCCCGUAACCAAAGCAAAUGAAGAUACUGCGUCGCACCAGAGUCCAUCGAGUCUCUCUCCCUCUGUCUGUCUGUCUCUCUCUCUCUCUCUCUUUCUCUGUGUGUGUGUGUGUGUGUGUGUGUCUUCAGUCCGUCACGGAGGAGCAGCUCAGAUACGACGUGCCGCCCCCAGACAGCCAUGCCGACUGGCAAUCCGUCCUCGACAACCAGCUGUGGGCACCCCUCUUCGCCACGGAGAUCCCGGCUGCAUUCGACAGACAGGACAAGGAGGCCCUUGCUCACCUCAAUCCAUCCCUGACGGCCGACCAGUGGAUCGAGAAGGCCAAGGAGCACGUCACUAAACGCCUGGAGGGGGUGAAGGGAAACGUGUCGGUGGUGUUGACCGAUGUGGGUAUCCGUGGGGUGGUGAAUGGGCUGACGGUGGUGGCGCAGAAGGGCGGCAUCAUGGUGGCCGACGACGAGGACCAGAGCAGCGACGCAAGUGGCCCUGCGCGUAAGAAACAGAAGCUGCCCCCGGACGCAGGUGCCGAUACAGACUGUGCUUUUCCCGUUAUAUGUGUAGAAGAGCUCUUCUUCUCUGGUGUAUGCAGGUGCGCCACCUGACCUGCUGCAGGAGAUCUAUCAGCUGCCACUGCAGCUCCUCACCACAGCCCUUCAACCAAGACCAACAGGCGCCGCUCUGGUCGCCCCACCCGAUGCACCCGGCCCCUCGCCCGUCCUGAGCGAUCACAUGAUGGACCUCCUCCUGACUCCCAAGGUCAAGCUGCUCCGCGAGACCAUCCUAGAUGCACUUGAGCCGUUCAGAGUGGCCGGUGCUGGCGACUUCCAACUCUAUGGUGACUCUGCCGGCUCGACAACGGCAAUCCGCCACUACUCAGCUGCAGUGCACCAGCUGAAGGUGCUCGUGUUUGUAGAGCGGCGGCUUGCUGCUGUGGCUCUAAAGGCUGUGCUACAGGAGACCCUCCGAGGGCCGGAUGGGAGGGGUCUGACUGUAGAGGUGGUCAUGGGGACCAACGCCAGUGCGGCGGGCAACCCUGGCAAAGUGGAGUUUGAUGGUACGCACGGAAGGGCGAUACAGGGAGUGUGGGAGCCCUUCUUCGUGCGCCUGCCUGUGAUGUGCAGCCAAGGCCCAGGACGCCAUAAUGGGUCGGUUUCGGGACACCACAGCAGCAGGCAUACAAGUGCUGGUACGUACGGACACACGACCACAGGCAGGCAAACGGAAGAUGAAUCAAUCGCUCGUGUGCGGUGCGCAUGCGUGUCUGUCUCAUCCCCUGGCUGUCCAGAUCUCCACCAGCGUGUUAGAGGAGGGCAUCGACGUCCCUCUCUGCAACUGUGUCGUCCGCUUCUCUCCCGUCGUCACCGGCAAGGAGAACGUCCAGUGCCGCGGCCGGGCGAGAAAGGCCGGCUCGCGCUACAUCCACCUCAUCCCCAACUCGCAAGACGGCAUCGCAAUCCGGCACCGACUGGCGAGCUAUCAGCGAUUUGAGACGCUGCUGAGAGAACAGGCCAAGGCCAACCAAGAGGCGGCCAUGAGAGGCGAGGGCGGAGCGGUGGGGGCUGGGAGGGCGGUGGAGAGUCCGUAUGUGACUGUGGAUGACGUGGAGAGGGAGGCCGGUGUGCGGCCGCUCUUUGUGCCGGCGACGGGCGCUUAUGUGCCGCCGGACAGGGGAUUCGUCAAGGACAAACUCUACAAGUGAGUGGACAGCUGACGGCUGACCUACAGCCAUGCAUCUCUGAUUCUGUCUUUGCUCAUGAUGUAGGCUGUAUCAUGCGUACAAUCCGCUGUCUGGCAAGUACGAGAGCGUCUACGGCAUCAUGGUCCUGGAGAAGGAGAAGGAGACCCUCUCCUACGACCCCUCCACACACACCGCCACACUCACCCUGCCCGCAUUCAAGUAA